UUUAUUUCACACCUCAAAAAUAAAAUCGUUGGGAUUCAUUCAGCUCGAUCAUGGCCGAAUCACCGGAGCGCGGCAGCAAGGAGAACGUACCUGAAGCAGCCAGCAAGGAGGCAGCCGGACCCGAGCAGGCAGUCAAGGAGAAACCAAAGGCCAAAGAAAAGAAGGCUAAAGAUGAAGAAAAGGGCCGCCCAUCGGUGGGUGCGGCAUUAAUAGCGGCAGCGAAGCCCGCCCCACGCUAUGCGCCCACCUACCGCCUGGAGCCGAAAAAUCCAAUGAAGCAGGAACGCCUCGAGAUUGUUGUUAAGUCCGAAAUGAAUAAGAACUACGCCGAUGACUACACAUUCCAUCCGAAGUACUCCCUGCACAUGGCCGCCCAGGUCGCCGAGGACAUUAAGGCGCGCAUCAAGCUACUGAAUUUCGAUCGAUAUCGCUAUAUAGUGCUGAUCACCGUUGGCGAGUAUCUAAUGCAGGGCCUCUACUCGAUGGCCAACUUCCUCUGGGAUGCCGAAAAGGAUGGCUAUGUCAACUAUACCAUUGAAACGCCCAAUUAUUUUGCUGUCUGCACUGUGUUCUAUAUAUACUUUGACUAGAAGGAUUAUUGAAAUCGAAGAACGCUUGCAUAGUUUAUAUUUUGUAAAGUACAACAGAAACACUCACACACACAUUCAAUUAUAGAUUAGGGCUUGCAGCCUCAACUAGCCAGCAUAA
This is a messenger RNA of Drosophila arizonae, 708 nucleotides long. Its product is annotated as dynein light chain Tctex-type protein 2B-like. Gene Ontology annotation, molecular function: dynein intermediate chain binding. The record is from RefSeq and is a predicted model, not a curated record. Gene Ontology annotation, cellular component: cytoplasm; cytoplasmic dynein complex. Gene Ontology annotation, biological process: microtubule-based movement. Lineage: Eukaryota; Metazoa; Arthropoda; Insecta; Diptera; Drosophilidae.